Stereum hirsutum FP-91666 SS1 is the source of this 2201-nucleotide messenger RNA. RefSeq lists its product as uncharacterized. The record is from RefSeq and is a predicted model, not a curated record. Gene Ontology annotation, biological process: mRNA cis splicing, via spliceosome. Gene Ontology annotation, cellular component: precatalytic spliceosome. NCBI's taxonomy places the organism in Eukaryota, Fungi, Basidiomycota, Agaricomycetes, Russulales, Stereaceae. The transcript has 5 exons. The coding region runs from base 10 to 2001 and encodes 663 amino acids. Gene Ontology annotation, molecular function: nucleic acid binding.
GCAACUGUCAUGUCUUCUCGAGCGGGUGGCCUCUACGGAGGCAUCCAAUUCUCUAAAACAAACUUCGUCUCGUCCGUCUCCGAACAGGACACACCUCCAGAAAUUGAGAUGUCAAAGGCCGCCGAGACGACACCGACCGAUGCAGCCUCUGCGGCUACAUCGUCUAUGGCUGCGACCGCGCCUGCGGGAAGCAAGCCCACAGCCGGCUGGUCUGCAGCCCUCGCGUUCGCACCCGUCAAGAAAAAGGGAAAGGCUCCUGCGGCGCGCAUCCCUGCUGGUGCUACUCUUGCUGCAUUUUCUCAGCCAGUCACGGUCAGUGCGCCACCGACAGUGCCUGCGUUUUCCACUGCGGUCAUUGCAGCUGCUCCGGAGCUGGUCCCUCCACCACAAGCGGCAGGAUCUGCUCAGAAGGCCGGAUGGGGAAAGAAGGUCAAGCCACCGUCGAUGAUCUUGGAUGACGAUGUGAAUGGCUUCAAGGGCUCCAAUAAGCGCAAGGGUGGAGGAAAAAAGAACAAGAAGAGUAAGCUCGGGCAGCAAGUCGCCGUAUGGGAUCCUUCCGAACAGUACGAUCCUAUGCGUCCCAACGACUAUGGCGAGUUCAAGGCUUUCAAGCGCAGAGAGAGGGAAGAACGCAGGGAAAGACUUGCUGAAGAGAGACGUAUGCAGAGUGAGAGGAAGAGGUUCAGAAGCAGCAGCUACAGUGACCGUAGUCGCUCUGGGUCGGAGGACGAAAGACCAAAGAAAUCUGGUCGUUACGAUGAGCAUGUCGAUCGAUGGUCCCGCGAAGAUGAUGAUUACGACCGUCCAUGCGGUCUCGGCAGUGGCUCUGUCCCUCCUCCCGCUGCUGUCCAUACCGCUGACACGACUGGCGACGAGGCCUACGCGCGUCGGCUAGCCAUGUCGACCGGAGCGCAACCACCUACUUUUGCUGCUCCUGCUAUCGCCGAAGCGGUUCCAAACUUCGAAGAAGGCCCCUCCAGACCAGAGACAGGCGAAGAGGCUUACCAACGUCGUCUCGCUCUCUCAAACCCGUCUGCCUAUAUUCAGCCUCCAUCUGGCCCUCUUCCACCCUUCCCGCCUCAAUUCCCACCAUCUUCGGCCCACUCACUUUCACCUUCACAACCUCCUCUGAGCGGUGAAGCACCCCCAUUUUACCCCUCCUCUCGCCCCGUGUCACCUCCUUCCGGCCCUGAGCUGGCGUACAAUCCUUUCGCUCCUCCAGCAAGCUCGAUCCCCCCACCCCCGCCACCUGGCGGCCCCAAUGCAGCGAUGGAAGAGCGGGUAAGGAAGGCUGCUGCGAUCGCUGCGAAGUUGAAAGCUCUCGCGCCGCCCGAUGCGUCCGGGUCUGCUUCGGGCGUCGUCGUCGAAGCCUCCCCUACGCCACCGCCGCCAGGUGAUGAUGGACCGAAAGACUUUGCGGCGCGUAUGAUGGCGAAGUGGGGACACAAAGAAGGGCAAGGACUCGGUGCGGACGGUUCUGGGAUCGUGCAUGCGCUCACUGUUGAGCAAGUCAAGGCUGGAAAGCAAAAGGGAAACAAGAGCGUUCAAGAAGCGCCCAUGGCCCCUCAGAAGGGCAAGGCCAAAGGCAUGGGUAUGGGUGCUGCGGGUGCGGGGGCUGGAGGGAUGGGAAGGAUCGUGAAUGCGAAUGAGGAUGCGAAGACGAGGGAGGAUAGGGAGAGGUUUGGGGAUCCGAGUAGGGUGGUUUUGUUACUGAACAUGGUUGGUCCAGAGGACGCGGAUGACGAUGAUCUACCAGGCGAAAUUGGUGAGGAGUGUUCGAAGAACGGGACCGUUGAGCGCGUCAUCGUGCAUCUCGUCCAACCGCCGCCUCAGAACCCAGAAGACGCCGUUCGGAUCUUCGUACUUUUUAAAGGUCCUGCUGGAGCGUGGAAGACUGUUCGUGAGCUGGAUGGAAGGUACUUCGGAGGGAGGACUGUCAGGGCGAGAUAUUUUCCUGAGCGGGCAUUCGGCCAAGGCCUGCUCAAUGGACCGUUAGCUUGAACGAUGUUCGCAACAUCAUGGUGUUUGCGGGGUGGAAGAUGCUGGCGAAUGUGUUUCGCGGUGGAUGAUUACCUAUGAUGUCUUGCUUUUCGAUAUUUUAUGGUGGUCCAGACUCUAUUGUACUUGAGGGUUUGUGUUGUACCGAUUUUCCUUCUUAUCAUGUUUUCUGUGAAACUAUCACUCAAUGCUGUUGAAGAGGC